Molecule: messenger RNA, 2342 nt
Organism: Capsicum annuum
Lineage: Eukaryota; Viridiplantae; Streptophyta; Magnoliopsida; Solanales; Solanaceae
Product: two-component response regulator-like APRR1
Biological process (GO): cytokinin-activated signaling pathway; phosphorelay signal transduction system
Molecular function (GO): protein binding
Source: RefSeq, a predicted model, not a curated record
CACAAAUUGACAAUCCAAACACACCUUUAACAGAUCCCCCCACGUGACGUGGCAUCUCCUCUAUCUCUAACAAAAUAUCCUCCCUCAUGGAAAUAUCCUCCCACUCACUUUUUCACCCUUUUUGAACUUUUGCCUUUUCCACGUAAUUACAUUCCACUAUCUUACGCCGCGUGCCACCUACGCCUACUUCAUCCAAUCUCAACCCUUCGUUUUCCCCUUAUUCAUCGGUUAAGAUAUUUUCACCUCCCAACUCGGCGCACUUUAGCUUUCACCAUCUACCUUAAAAGUGCUAUUAAAAUAUUUUUCGUCGGCCUGAAUGGAAAAAAAAAAAAAAACGGGAAUUUUUUGACGACCACUCAGAACUUUAAUAGCCAGAAGAGACUCUUCCUUUUCUUUUUUUUUGCUAAUUUUUUUUGGUUUUGUUUUGCUAACUUGAGUUUUACGUAGGUAUAACCGAUUAGGAAAGUUUGUGUACAGAUUUUUCUGAAGUAGUUCUUGCUAACGUGCGCUGGAUCGGUUGGAGAACGGCGCUGUUUGUGAAUUUCUGUUCCUUUCCGGUAAGUUCUUGCUAACUUGCGCCGGAUUCCGCCGCGCGUCUGCCGGAGACUUUGCAUAAGAGUAGAAGAACUGUUGUUGAUGCAUAAACUUGUAUUGGAUAAGAUUUGACUAGGUGAUCGGCUAAUUUAACAGGCUAAAUUAGGAACCCUAAGUAGUAAUUUUUACUUGCAGUGAAGAGUGGAAGGUGGAUUCUAAUGGAGGUUUUGUAGUAGUAAAAGUAUUGGGGGAGUGGGAGGGUUUUGAGCUGGAAUUUUUGAAGUUUGUUGAUUUGAGUAUUUGAGCUGGGGAUUAUGGAGAAGAAUGAGAUUGUGAAGAGUGGGGAUGGGUUUAUUGAUAGGAGUAAAGUGCGGAUUUUACUGUGUGAUAAAGAUGCAAAGAGCUCACAGGAAGUUUUUACUCUCUUGUGCAAAUGUUCUUAUCAAGGUAAUAGAAUUAAUGAGAACUAAGGUCUGGUUGAUUGCUUGUCGAACCCUGUGAAUUCCGAGAAAGUACCAUACUCCAAAUUCGGGGUCAAAAGCAUUCUUGAACAAUGACUUCAGUGAAGUCACCCAGACAGGUGAUUGAUGCACUGAAUGCUGAAGGACCUGAUAUAGAUAUCAUUCUUUCUGAAGUUGACCUUCCUAUGUCCAAAGGAUACAAGAUGUUGAAAUACAUUAUGAGGGAUAAAGAACUGCGGCGCAUUCCUGUGAUCAUGAUGUCGUCACAAGAUGAAGUCUCUAUUGUCGUCAAGUGCCUCAAAUUCGGAGCAGCUGACUACCUUGUGAAACCUCUGCGCACUAAUGAGCUGUUGAACUUGUGGACUCACAUGUGGAGAAGAAGGCAAAUGCUUGGACUAGCAGAGAAGAACAUCUUAAGUUAUGACUUUGAUUUGGUUGUAUCAGACCCCAGUGAUCCUAACACAAACAGCACUACACUUUUCUCUGAUGAUACUGAUGAUAAAUCCCGGAAGAGUGCCAAUCUGGAAGCAUGUCCCAUAAUUCAGUUAGAAGACGAGAUCAAUGCUGGCAUCACUGCUGCUGCUGUAGAGACUAUGGAUGUGGUUCCAUUUGAAUGUCAGUUUAAGGUGUCAGGGACUAAUGAUCGACAGAGAGGACAAAUUUCUUCAUUUCCUAAGAAGAGUGAACUGAAGAUAGGUGAAUCCUCAGCAUUCUUUACCUACGUCAAAUCAGGCAUGCCUAAAAGCAAUGACCAAGGAACAAACUCUACCCAUGAAAAUGUGGCUCAUCAAUCAAGGAUGGAAGAGAAGACUAAUGCAGCCGUAGGACAUUUAGAGGUUGAAAUUCAAAUGCAAGUUAAUGGAGAUGCAGUUGAAAAUCAUUCACAUGCCGAUGACUAUCCAAGUAGCAACAGUUUACUGGACUCAUAUUCCAUGGAAAGGUCCUCUACUCCCCCUUUAUCACUAGAACAACAGAGGAACUCAAAGAUGGAGGAAUUCUCACAGGUGUACAUGCAUCCGCGCAAUGAAGCCCAGCGUGAUGCUGUGAAUUGUCAUGCUCAAACUGCUUAUUCCUAUUUCAUGUCUGGAACAAUGAAUCAAGUCAUGAUGCCACCAUCAGCACAACUUUAUCAGAGGAACAUGCAAGAUCUCCACAACCAUGCUAAUUCAGCUAUGUCCCCUCAAUACAAUCAUAUGCCACCAUGUCCCCCUCAUAUGCAUGGGAUGGCAUCAUUUUCUUACUACCCUAUGGGCCUAUGCUUACGACCUGGCCAAAUGCCAACGUCUCAUCAAUGGCCCACAAUUGGAAAUUCGCCUUUGGCUGAAGGUAAGUGGAGCAAAGUUGAUC